GAUCCGACCAUACAGUUUCACAAGUGUUACCGGCGGCAUUACGGCUGGUGACAAGAAAGUGAUAAAACGUGUCAAGAUGAGAAACAGGACUGGAGUCCGUCACUCUAAAGAGCAGAGGUUUGGAGUAAAAGCUGGGGUGCCGAGUGCACAGCCAAAGUCUAGCUCCUGUUUGAUGUGGUGGAUUAAAAGAGGUCUCCUGGCUGUAUGCCUCAUUUAUGUUUCAGUGCCUUUCAUGAUGCGACUGUUCCCUGGCAUCAUAAAACAUCUUGUAUAUUCUCAUAGAGUCAGGGUCCCAUUCUUCAUCGAACUUUGCCAGCCUGCCAAAUUGUAUCUAAACCAUACAGUGAACAUGUACCUUACCUCAGAGCAAGGAAUCUCACUAGGUGUAUGGCACACAGUUCCUGAAAGUCAGUGGAAAGAGGCACAAGGAAAGAACUUGGGAUGGUACCAAAAGUCUUUAGGAGAUGGAUGUCCGAUUGUCAUUUAUCUCCAUGGCAAUGGAGGCACAAGGGCGGCAAGUAAUCGUGUAGGAGUAAUGAAUGUACUCAGUGCAAUGGGCUACCAUGUUUUGGCUUUGGACUAUAGAGGCUUUGGGGACUCCAGCGGGGAGCCCACUGAAGUUGGACUAACCACUGAUGCCCUCUACCUGUACCACUGGGUUAAAGCUCGCAGUGGAAACAGUCAGGUGAUAUUCUGGGGACACUCCCUUGGCACUGGAGUGGCCACAAACACCGCAGUCAAACUAAUGGAACAAGGGAUUGUAGUUGAUGGUGUGAUCAUUGAGGGGUCAUUCACUAACAUUCGACAGGAGGGUGCGAAUCAUCCUUUUGCCUGGUAUUAUUUGAACUUCCCUGGUUUUGAGUACUUUUUCCUGGACCCAAUGGCAGAAAAUGAUUUAUUUUUCCCUAAUGAUGAGAAUUUGAAGAGGAUGAGGAGUCCCCUUCUGAUCCUUCACGCAGAGGAUGACCACAUUGUGCCCAUCCACAUGGCUCAGCAGCUGUAUGAAAUAGCACUGACAGCCCAGAAGUCAGAGAAUCGAGUAAAGAUGAUACAAUUUAAUGGAUCCCUUGGCUACCUUCAUAAUGGGUUGUAUAAAGACCCUCACCUGCCAGAUAUCAUCCGAUUUCUGCUAGAAGGCCUUCGUACUUUGUAUGCUUUAAACAUUACGUAUACUCAACAACUUGUCUCUCCCUGUCAGCAACUCAUGAUGUCUCUAUUUGUGUUCAGGGGCAGUAAUGAAUGGAAUGUCGGCUAAGUAAUGCUAGUCUCCAUCUAUGUGUGGUAGACUAGGCCUUGAGCCUAGCAGAAACCACUAGAAGAAGUCUCCCUUUUGGGGGUAUGUCUUAAUAGCAGCAGUGGGGCUCCUGCUCCUUGUAUUAUAGAGGUGAACAGGACUCUAUUCCUUAUUGGGAGAGUUGAGUUAGCAAAACCACCAAUAGUAACAUGCCCCUGCUGUUAUGUGUGAGCUUUCACCAAGUUGUCUGGGCAACCGACAUUCUAUUAUUACCUAUGUCUCCUGGAUCUAUGUCUGUAUGCAACCUUGCAUUCUCUAGGCUACAUCAUGGCAACAACAAUUCUUUGUAUGUACAUUUUUGCAAGUGCUGAUGUCGUCACCUGUAUUUUUGGAAGAGAAUAUAAGCUUGAACCUGAAAUGCCAUAAUUUGAACAACCGUCAUGACACCACUCUGUGUUUGUCUCUAUACUUUUUUUGUCAUGAUGCUUGAUCUGGCAUAUAUGAUUAAACCUGAAAUAAUCAACUGUUAUACGAAUGACUGAGAAGUUUUUAUUUUGAUAAAUCGCGAACAUUUCAAUCUUCCACAAUUUGGCACCCCAUAUUGGACUUCAAAAUCUUCACGACAACGGUAUCUGCUUUUUUAACUCUCUACAGCUGACUGAACUGCGCCCAGAUUACAAACUCUUACACAUAGUCCUACACGGCUCCGAUGGUACAUAUACACUCACCUAAAGGAUUAUUAGGAACACCAUACUAAUACUGUGUUUG
Messenger RNA from Esox lucius (northern pike), 2002 nucleotides. Its product is annotated as lysophosphatidylserine lipase ABHD12. Gene Ontology annotation, cellular component: endoplasmic reticulum membrane. Bases 77 to 1255 code for a protein of 392 amino acids. Gene Ontology annotation, biological process: monoacylglycerol catabolic process; phosphatidylserine catabolic process. The transcript has 13 exons. Gene Ontology annotation, molecular function: monoacylglycerol lipase activity; phosphatidylcholine lysophospholipase A1 activity. The record is from RefSeq and is a predicted model, not a curated record. Lineage: Eukaryota; Metazoa; Chordata; Actinopteri; Esociformes; Esocidae.